Messenger RNA from Laetiporus sulphureus 93-53, 1689 nucleotides. RefSeq lists its product as uncharacterized. The record is from RefSeq and is a predicted model, not a curated record. NCBI's taxonomy places the organism in Eukaryota, Fungi, Basidiomycota, Agaricomycetes, Polyporales, Laetiporaceae. Bases 1 to 1689 code for a protein of 562 amino acids. The transcript has 12 exons.
AUGAGCUUCCGGAGAUGGACGAACACUCGAAACAGCGACGACGUACUGCAGGUGAUCAUCCCCUCCAUGAAUGGAUACCUCAUCAUGAUGAAUGGCUUGCAGAGCUCUUGCGCCAUAAAGGCCAUUGUGGAUAUACAGAGGAGAAAUGUCAACGCUGUCAAGCCGCCACAGCCGAGAUCCGUUGUGCAGAGCCCAUACCACCAUUUGAAGGUAUGGGCACAAACACAUUUCCGGUGCAAGACUCUCAAGGACGCUGGCCUCCGCAUUCAGGUCGGACACCCAUCGGGCAUACGCUGCUGCAAUCCUGAGCGAGCCUGGGGAGAUGACUUCAUAGUAAUGGAUAUAUCUGGCAUCCAUACCGUCGGCCUCAAUUUCUGCAACUGCAAAAUGGCUCAACCCCACGACAUUCAGCUCCUGCACGUGCAGUUAUUUCCUGCCACAAGCAACAACCCAAAGACAGCUGCAACCUUCCGGCUGCUCGAGCACUUCCACCUCCUUUCAAUGCAGGCAAACAUCUCUGGUUUCCAAUUCUAUUCCAUGCUUGAGCGACGCACCGAUAAUACAGGCCUGCACACACCCAAGGAUCGGUACCCUGAGCUGAUGCAAAUGAUGCGUCAGUGGCGACACCUCAAGAUGCUGAAGCGCUUUGGCUGUGGCCAUGAUCCAAGUGGAGUGUCAGGGACUACGCCCAGCAGUUGUGUCGUCGAAUGUCCGGCGUGCCCUCACCCUGACAAGAACCUCCCUGAUGAUUGGAAGGAAGCUCUGCCCGAGCACAGGUGGCUCUAUCGGCUAUUCCUCGGCAUGGACGCAAACUUCCGGCUCAAGAGGAAGAAUGUCUCAUCUGAUGCUGCUGACCCGGGACUCAAUACAGGGAUUGCCUUCUUUGUUGAGGAGAAGCAAUAUAAGGCGCAUAUCAAGACGUAUGGCAAGGUCAUCAAGGAGGACACUAGUACAUGUAACAACCAUGAUGCGGUGAAGCUCACCAAUUUGAAGGGUUCUCAAGCUGUCAACCCUUUCACUUCCAGCACCAAGGAGAUGGGUCCUGGUUCUCGUCGAGACUUGCUGGAUGACAUCUUUGGUACCUACAAUUGGAACAAGAUUACUCGCAUUGCAGAAUCCAUGCUCACAAAGAUCAAAAACGCGAUUGAAGAGCGCAGCACCCACGUUGCUGCCUUCAAGGAGCUUUCUGCGGCUCUUCAUACAGAGCACGUAGCAGAGUGGACUGUGGCCAUCACCGCAUGGGAGAGGAAUCCAUCCAAGCCAAAUCCUUUCCAGAUUACGCAAAGCGCCAUCACUCAGGCGAGCGUACGUCUCCAAUUAGCAGAGAAGGAUGCGGCGCAUCUUCGGGAUGGUGAGGUUACCACGGUUCAUGACAUGAUUUCACCGAGCAUGAUGAUCACGAGUGGCAUAGAGUUGGAAGAAAUUCAGCGUCGAUUGCACGAAGACACAGAUGAAUUAGGCUCACACUCCACUGACCUCCAGUGUGCAAAGGUGCUCGAGCGUUGGAAUACACUCCAACGUCGCUAUGAAGCAUGGUCAGAGGUUCAGCAGCUGUAUAUGCCAGCAGUUGCAAUCUUGCGUUCACAGGACUCCGACACGAGGAUCAGGGAGUUCAAGAAGCACUAUGUGUCGAAUGGUGCAGAACACGGGCACGGGCCCAUCAUUGGUCUGAAGAAUGUCAAUUACUGA